GUGGGCUCGAGUCGAGUUCCGGGUGCGAGGCGGCCACUGAGGUGGGGAGAGCGCACCGCUGCCAGCGGCUGGAAGCCGGUGAGGCCGAAGAUGUUCCGAAUCGAGGGCCUCGCGCCGAAGCUGGACCCGGAGGAGAUGAAACGGAAGAUGCGCGAGGAUGUGAUAUCCUCCAUACGGAACUUCCUCAUCUACGUGGCCCUGCUGCGAGUCAUGCUGUGUGCUGUUGACUGCUGUGGAUGGGCAGGCGGGGACGGUUCCGAAGACUGGAGGCCGGGCCAAGGUCAUCCUGCAGAAGACUCAGGCAGAGUGGACACUGUGAGAAAAAGACAGAGAGAAAGGUCUUCCUUUGCCGUUGGUUCACCCUCCAAUGGCCGCUGCGGCCGGCUCACCGCGCUGAUCCGAAGCCAGGAGCCAGCUCCUUUUAUCUUAAAGAAGUUGGACAGCAUAUGAAGAUUGGGCAUCACGCUUGGAUGCAUGAGAUGAGCCUGGUUACAGUUUCUACUCCUUUCUGCAAAUGAAUAGGCCCAGAAAGGUGGAUGAGACUCUGAUUGAAUGGACAUAAAAAUUCUACUUGUUAAGAACAAGUCUGGCUCUGGAAACAGACCUUCAUAGCUCAAAUCUAAAUCUACUUAGGAAGUAUGAGAGACGUGCAGUCCUGGUGUCCCUUCUGCUGUGACAGACCGUCUCCUGAAUGUCGGCUUCAGCGUAAAGAACGUCCAGCCCCAUUUUCUAGCAUGUGUGAAUUAUAAGGGAAUCCUGUCUGAAACAGCCCUGUCUCGUCAGUUGUUUCCGCUUACCUGUUUUAUUUCUGUCUCGGCAGUAUUUGUGCAGCGUCCCUUACAGUUAGUUACAUUGUAUGAAAGUCACACAGCCACAGUGACAUUUAAGCACAGGACCAGCAGUCUAUAUUUUUAAUAAAUGUAUCAAUUUU
Molecule: messenger RNA, 931 nt
Organism: Lepus europaeus (European hare)
Lineage: Eukaryota; Metazoa; Chordata; Mammalia; Lagomorpha; Leporidae
Gene: TOMM5
Product: translocase of outer mitochondrial membrane 5
Exons: 4
Coding region: 91-450 (119 amino acids)
Cellular component (GO): mitochondrial outer membrane translocase complex
Source: RefSeq, a predicted model, not a curated record